AGUCCAGUAAUGGUUUUUGCCCGCAUUUUUUCGUUCCUUUCUUCGAGUUCUUUCGCCGAUUCAGGCUUUCCCCUCCAACGUUUCACGAUUUGACAUCUGAUGUUUACAUUCGAUGCGAUACCGAUUGCCCCAUUCCACCAUACUUCAAACAGUGCCCAACAGCUUUCCCGCUGAAUAUGUUCCGAUUUCCGACGAUUAACGGUACCGCUCAGUGCUGUUCAAAGUGUUUCCAUAAGGGCGGUAAGGGCGCGAGGAGGAGGAGGAGGAGGAGAAGGGCUGCGACCACAGAGCGCAGAGAGAUAGAUGCACAGGCAGCCACUGCCGCUUGGCAGCACUGGCAACAGCUAAGCGCAGAGGCAACACAGUCUCGGGUCGAGUGAGGAGUGCAGGUAGAGCUACACGUACGGGAGAAAGAAGGCGCACGGUCGUUCGCGGCCGCUGGUUACCGAGUGAAAUAGAUACAGCAGAGUAGGCACGACCUAUUCGUUACUUGCUUUUGGUUUACUGUGGUGCCGUAUGCUCCUAAGAUCUUAGUUGGAUGUCGAUGCAGUAAGUCUGUGCGCUUUUGCAGCCGUAAACAGAAAGACAAACGUGGAGUCCUCGCGUGUAAUUAAACGUAAUGCACUUGCUACAUUGUACCUUGGUGCUACCGUUCAUUUGGGGGCACUAUAUGUCGUGAUCUUGUGCUGUGUGCUAGCAUCAUCCACCAGCAAAAACAAGUUAUCUGACAGUUGGAGAAGACACAGAAAGGAACCAACCGGCAGUAAAGUGUGUGCCUGAUCUGGCAUGCACCGAAAGCAGGCAUGAAGUUCACCGAGCACCUGGCAGCGCAUAUUACACCGGAAUGGCGGAAACAGUACAUUGUCUACGAGGAAAUGAAGACAAAAUUGUACGAAGCAAUCGAACGGGCACCCUCAUCCGAAGUGGUUGAAUUAAGUGUUAUCGAACGCUACCUCGCCACGUUCGAUGAAGGCUUUCUUCAGUAUUGCGAUAAGGAGCUGGCCAAGAUCAACACGUUCUACGCUGAAAAGCUCGCUGAAGCUACUCGAAAGUUUAGCAACCUAAAGGCUGAGCUGUAUAAUUAUGUAUCGAAAGUCGAAGGCGGUCACAAUAAGUUCACCAAUAAGCGGAAACAGGGAGCGAGUGUUGCUUUGACAACACUUGUGGCUCCCUUUGACCGCAAAGCGAAAGAGGUUAAAUCUCAUACGCGGAAGCUGCACGACCUAAAGCUCGCCUUCUCAGAAUUCUACCUCUCGUUAAUAUUGCUUCAAAACUAUCAGAACCUUAACUUCACGGGUUUCCGAAAAAUACUCAAGAAGCAUGACAAGCUAUUGGGGACCAAUUCUGGUGCUCAAUGGCGCCAGAGUCACGUGGAGACAGCUAUGUUCUACACGAACAAGGAUAUCGACAAGAUCAUCGGGGAGGUGGAAACUCUUGUUACUUCCCAGCUGGAAGGUGGAGAUCGGCAAAAAGCAAUGAAACGACUUCGGGUGCCUCCUCUCAACGAUCAACACUCGCCCUGGAUCACUUUUAAGGUUGGGUUUUUUCUCGGGGCCUGUUUGAUUUUGAUGGUGGCCGUUGCACUGUCCGCAGUUUACACUCAGGCGCGUAACGAUUGGCGAGUUGUAUUCAGGCUCUACCGAGGAACUUGUCUUGUUGUUAUCUUUCUGUUUCUAAUUGGUAUAAAUGUAUAUGGUUGGCGAACUUCGGGAGUCAACCAUGUCCUAAUUUUCGAACUCGACCCACGGAACCAUUUGAGCGAGCAGCACUUAAUGGAGAUGGCGGCGAUUUUCGGCGUCUUAUGGACACUCUCAGUUCUGGCGUUCCUUUACGCUCGGCCUUUGGGGAUUCCCACGUAUGCCAAUCCUCUUGCGCUAGUCCUUUUCAUGCUCCUGUUCCUUCUCAAUCCAACGCAUACGUUAAGGCACAACGCUAGAUUCUGGCUGCUUCGAGUGCUCUGCCGUAUUUUCGCAGCACCCUUCUUCUACGUAAACUUCGCGGAUUUCUGGCUGGCAGACCAACUCAACUCUUUGGUUCCAAUCUUCACGGACGCUCAGUACUUCGUGUGUUUCUUCGCGACCGAUUUCAAUUGGAUGGAGAACACGGGUAAAGACGAGCCUACUCUCAUCUCGCUCGAAGGAGAUGCUUACAAAUGCAUGAAUCGUACGGCGAACAUCAUCCUUCGACCAGUGCUUUCCUGCCUUCCAGCGUGGUUUCGUUUCGCGCAGUGUCUUCGGCGGUAUCGCGACACAAGAGAAGCGUUCCCUCAUCUCGUUAAUGCGGGAAAAUACUCGACCACCUUUUUUACCAUCACGUUUUCAACGCUCUUCAACCUUUACAAAUCCCAGUAUGAAAGUCUUAGCUCGAAUCCGUUUUUCUAUCUGUGGGUAGUGUCAAUGAUCGUGUCGUCAUGUUAUACAUAUACGUGGGAUAUCCGUAUGGAUUGGGGGUUGUUCGAUGCGAAUGCUGGUGAAAACCGUUUUUUACGCGAAGAGAUUGUUUACUCAAGUAUCCACUAUUACUAUGGAGCAAUUGUCGCUGAUCUCUUGUUACGGUUCGGCUGGACACUUUCGCUGUCUCUCACCGAACUCGGACUUAUCCAUGCCGACCUCAUGGUGACGAUACUUUCGCCGCUUGAGGUUUUCAGACGAUUCGUUUGGAAUUUUUUCCGUCUGGAGAAUGAGCAUCUGAACAACUGCGGUAAAUUCCGUGCGGUUCGAGACAUUAGCGUAGCUCCUUUGGAUAGUUAUGAGCGGUGUGGUGCAGGAGGCGUGAGUCCAGCAUUGCUCAUGCGAAUGAUGGACGAGCCAAACGGUGUCAUCAAUCGUGGAAAUAACGUUAAAUCCAAGAAGAAGAACAAGUCGGUGUUAUUUCGUAUCAGUCAAAACGAUCAUGUGUACAAGCUAAAAAAAUUGAUUUGGAUAAAAUGUUUACUAUUUAUAGUGCCACCAUGUUUUAUGAUAUCGUAUUAGCUGGGGUAUAGCUUAGCGUAAAAUAUCGUUAUAAGAAAAUCAGGAACGGAUUUGGUCGCACAGGGUGUUAUCUUCUGUUAUUACUACGGGUUGACUUCAUUGUCUAUGGUGUGUUUAUAUUAGGAAAGAUUUUAACGGGUUGUGUGUCGUAAGGGGCAUGCGUUCAUCGGCUCCUCGUGACAUUAACGGAUGCCAAUUUUUCCUAGAACCAAACAGUAAGCUCGUCAUGAUAAACAACGCGUCGUUUGGAAUUUGAACGGAAAUCAGGAACUAUACCAUCUCUGCUAGACGAACCCCACUAAAAUUAAAAAUCUCUUCUUUGCCCUAAAUCGAAGGAAUACGUUGUUAUUCAUUUUCAUGCAGUUUCUGGAAAAUUAACUUUCAUAAAGAAAAACGGAUGGUCUUUGAUAGGGUUAAGAUUUAAAACACUCGAAAAGAUAUCUUUAAUACAGAAACGUAUGGCCACUUUAGGGAGGAGAACAUCAAAACAAGCCGCAACGAUCAGUACUUUUUUCUACUUCCUAAAAAUACAACUGCCUGAUUAUGAAAUUGUAUUCGUUUCUUCACAAAUAUCACAACUUAUCACAGCUAUGACGGUUUCCCCUAUUGAUGUGAUCGUCUGCUAAAACACCUUUCCUUUUCUCGAUUUUUCCUUACGCUCACCUUUGCUCGUUGUUAAUCGUUAGAAGUCAUAAUUAUUGUAAGGUACAAACGUCGUCUCAGAUUCAGAUGUUCGCGUUCGAUCAUCAGCCUCAAGAAAGUGUAUUUGGGUAUGGGUCUUUGAUGGCCUACUAGCCAUCUAGUCUUGUGCGUAUAUUAGCUGUGACAGUACACUGGCGAGAAAAUCAAUUGACUUUCGCUUAGCCUUGCCUCUUCUUAACUGUCUUGCGUGACCACCUUUUGCUGACCCAAACAUGCAAAAAUUCAAAGAUAAAGAAAUGACAAUAUGGCUUUGGAGAGGAUCACUUUAAGGACGUUUGACUGACUCUUGCUUGCUGUUGAUUCCGGUCGCUUUUUAUGCCGUUAUCUCCCGCCCUUUUGUCGAGUGACUGUUUGUUUCAAAUAAAGCGCAUAUGCUCAAGUUCCGUGCGCUAUUGGGCUCUACUUCGCUAUUUCAUAGGCCCAGUUUGAGGACUUAAUUUUCGUUGAUUUUUUGGGUCAGUUAUGAACAGUUAUUAUGUUUUUUCAAAGAGCUUUGGUUCAAAAUAGCUAACCAUAACUUUGCUUUGUUAGUUAUGAUUGAGUUGUUUCACGCAGUAGAAGGUGAACGAUCAUUUGGUUUUUUUUUUUUGCUGGCGUUGCCUGAUCUUACCUUUAUCUUUUUCUUGUCAGUCGAUCAAUAUAUUACGGGUGUUGACACUAUUUCGUUAUCCAAUUAUUGACGCUAUUUUUGCAUAAUGAUAGAUAAUAGUGUUUUGUAAGUUACUAACUUUUGGAUUCGACUAUUAAACAUUGAUAAUUUCAGGAAGAAUAAGAGGCUUGCACCUGAAACCCGACUACUGCUCGAGGAUUCAGAGGGACAUCCCGAUGUGUAAUCUUCUCUCACUGAAUUACUGCGCCUAAAAAGUCUCCACAAAGUCGAUAGUUUUGUAAAAUCCAGCUGAGGGCCUGAGUGGGUUGCUAAAUAAGCGGGUUCUUACGACGAACCUUAGCGUUCUCAUAACAAAUUAUCCUACCUAUUUUAUUAGAAAUGUCGUCUUUGUACAGUUCCAGUCUAUUCAGUGUACACUAACUCGUUGUACAUAGUCAUCAAGACCAGCUAGAACUCACUUGACACGUGAUUUCUUCCACUUAUAUACAAGCCUGCACGUGACGAGUGGCUAUGUGUACCUAUCAAAGAUUUUUAUAUGGAUGAUAUAGUCAGCAAAACACCAAAAAAUGGUUAGAUAUGGCUGACGAAUUAAUGCGGAAUAGGCGGUUUGACUUCAUGAUAAUUUAUGUGACCAAAAAUUAAUGCAGAAAAGUUUCUCUUUGUCCACUAAUGGCAUACGACUCAUCAGCCUUAGGUUAUACUAUCAAUCGAUUGCUUGUUGAAAGAAUCCUUUUUAGACGUGACACUGCCUGAGCUGGUAAUACGUCUUCGUUUUCAUCAACUACACGUGACCAUUUCUGGCCACGAAUGGGUGCGGCUCGGUGCAAUAAUCUUAAAAUUAGGCUAUAGCAACAACAAUAACAUGUGCUUACAUUUAUACAUGUAUAAGUACAUAUGUAUAUAUAUAGGAGUAAAUGAUUA
Varroa destructor (honeybee mite) is the source of this 5205-nucleotide messenger RNA. RefSeq names its product solute carrier family 53 member 1-like. Lineage: Eukaryota; Metazoa; Arthropoda; Arachnida; Mesostigmata; Varroidae. Gene Ontology annotation, cellular component: cytoplasm; Golgi apparatus; plasma membrane. The record is from RefSeq and is a predicted model, not a curated record. Gene Ontology annotation, biological process: phosphate ion transport; cellular response to phosphate starvation. Gene Ontology annotation, molecular function: inositol hexakisphosphate binding; phosphate transmembrane transporter activity.